AUGCAGCUCAACCUAGUGGAAGCUACCAUCCAAGAUCUCCAAACUGCCCUGUCCACCCGUUCAAUCACAGCGACAGACCUCGUUGCUCGUUAUCUCCAUCGUAUAGCUACAUACGAUACCCGUGGUCCAGCUCUCAACUCCAUUGUCCACAUUAAUCCGAACAUCUUUGCGGAAGCAGCAGCAUCUGAUGACCGACGCGCCAACGGAGCGGCUCUUGGACCGCUAGAUGGAAUCCCAUAUCUUCUCAAAGAUGGCUUCAAGUACAAAGGGAUGACUGUAUCCGCCGGAUCACCUGCCUUCAAGGACCUAAUAUCCAACGAAGACGCCUUUCUCGCCGGGCAACUCAAAGCCGCCGGCGCAGUAUGCAUAGGAAAGACAAACAUGCCGCCCAUGGCAGCAGGCGGCAUGCAACGCGGUCUCUACGGACGUGCUGAAUCGCCAUAUAACCCUGACUAUCUCACCGCCGCAUUCUGGUCCGGCUCGUCAAAUGGUUCGGCAACAGCAGCAGCAGCCAGCUUUGCAGCAUUCAGCAUCGGCACAGAAACAGUAUCAUCUGGUCGCUCACCCGCAUCGAAUAACGCCCUCGUAGCAUACACGCCCUCCCGUGGAGUAAUAUCUUGUCGCGGCGUGUGGCCGCUGUAUCCAACCUGCGAUGUCAUGGUACCUCAUACAAGAACAGUGUCUGACAUGCUCACCAUCUUGGACGUCUUGACGAAACAGGAUGCCGUUACAAAGGGCGACUUUUGGCGUGAGCAAACAUUCGUCAAGCUACCAGUCUCAACCAAGCCGCACUCUACAUAUGCGGAUCCAAACUCCCUCAAGGGAAAACGUUUUGCCAUUCCCAGGAUGUACAUUGGAGGACACGAUCCUCACGCCAAACCAACAUACGUCUCAUCUGCAGUCAAGACGCUCUUUUCUCAAGCAAAGUCCGACAUUGAAGCCCUGGGCGGAACGGUGAUUGAGACAGACUUCCCCGUAGUAACAAACUACGAGGACGACUCCAUCUCCAACCAGCCUAAUAAUGUACGCGGCGCCCCCGAGGACUGGAACCAGCUUGAACGUGGCAAAAUCAUCGCCUACACAUGGGACGACUUUCUCAUCGCCAACAACGACUCUGACAUACGCACGUUAUCCGCCGUAGAGGGGAACAAACUCUUCCCCAAGCCACCAGGCUACCUCCCCGACAAAUUCGUCGAAGCCAAAAACGUAAUAUCCUACCCCGGUCUAGUGGACUUUGUAAAAGCCGGCAGAACACCUGUUUUGGACAUCCCUGGCAUGGAACAAACUCUCAAAGCGCUCGAAGCGCAACGGAAACGAGACUUGGAAGAUUGGAUGGACCAGCACUCUCUCGAUGCCGUGAUAUUCCCUGCCAACGGAGGCGUAGGGAUGGCGGACCUGGAGGAGAAUGAGGAGAGCGCCAGGUUCGCACACCUCAAUGGCGUCAAGUACUCGAAUGGUAAUCGGGCUUUACGACACCUUGGCAUACCGACUGUGAGUGUGACGAUGGGCGUGAUGCAUGAUACGGGGGUUCCUGUGAACCUCACAUUUGCCGGUAAGGCGUAUUCAGAUGGACAUUUGUUGAGGUAUGCGUAUGCGUUUGAGGAGAGCACAAAGCGGAGGGUUGCGCCGACAAUGACGCCGGCUUUGAAGUCGGAUGUUAUUGAGGGGAUGGCAGAGUCAGUGAGCGAGGGAGGUGAGAGAGUGGUGGUUAGCGUUGAGGGUGAGAGAGUAGAGAUCGCUCCUGGGACUUAUAGGAUACGUAUUGGUGGUGAUGUUGGUGCGGGUAAUGAGACGCAGCUUGAAGUUUUUGUUGAUGGGAAGAGAAUUGAUGAUGAAUUUGUGCAAAGAACAGAAAAUGGUGCGUGGGCUGCAAGUAUCGAGAGCACGCCUGUCAUUGAGGGCAGGCCGCAGGGUAAGGAUGCUGUGAUACUUGCGGAUCGAACUUUGGUGGUUGUUUUGGCGCGGCGUCAACGGACGGUGUCGGGAUGUUAUGGGCUGUUGGGAUAA
Molecule: messenger RNA, 2007 nt
Organism: Pochonia chlamydosporia 170
Lineage: Eukaryota; Fungi; Ascomycota; Sordariomycetes; Hypocreales; Clavicipitaceae
Product: amidase
Exons: 1
Coding region: 1-2007 (668 amino acids)
Source: RefSeq, a predicted model, not a curated record